AUGAAGUUUUUAAAUACUGCUUCGAUCGUGGCACUGGCUGGUCUUUCGCCCCUCAUGCCCACCGUGUAUGGAGCCGAGAUGUAUGAUUGUGGGAAUGGUGCCAGAUUUACCACUGCGUCAAUUAUGGAAUACACAUCACUUGCUACCGCUGGAGGAAAAAGUACUAGCGACCCUACUUUCUCCGGAGAACACAUCAAAGGCGCAUUUCGAUUUAAACGAGUGAUAAAUAAUGUUAAUAGAUAUUUCUUAGUUCAAAGUCUACUUCAAUAUCCAUUCACCCGAUUAUUCGACGUUACAUCAGGUCAUAAUCAAUGUCAUAUCGUAAAUGACUAUGCUGAGACCUCAUGA
This is a messenger RNA of Blumeria graminis f. sp. triticale, 348 nucleotides long. Lineage: Eukaryota; Fungi; Ascomycota; Leotiomycetes; Helotiales; Erysiphaceae. The record is from the annotation of a GenBank genome assembly.